AUGAAGGAGGCGGAGCCAGAAGCCCUCAAACACCCAUCAUCGCUCAGCCCCAGACCAGGCCUAGACCAGCCCGAGACCAGCCCGAGACCAGCCCGAGACCAGCCCCAGACCAGCCCCAGACCAGCCCGAGACCAGCCCGAGACCAGCCCCAGACCAGCCCCAGACCAGCCCCAGACCAGCCCGAGACCAGCCCCAGACCAGCCCCAGACCAGCCCCAGACCAGCCCCAGACCAGCCCCAGACCAGCCCCAGACCAGCCCCAGACCAGCCCCAGACCAGCCCCAGACCAGCCCCAGACCAGCCCGAGACCAGCCCGAGACCAGCCCCAGACCAGCCCCAGACCAGCCCCAGACCAGCCCCAGACCAGCCCCAGACCAGCCCGAGACCAGCCCCAGACCAGCCCCAGACCAGCCCCAGACCAGCCCCAGACCAGCCCGAGACCAGCCCCAGACCAGCCCCAGACCAGCCCCAGACCAGCCCGAGACCAGCCCCAGACCAGCCCCAGACCAGCCCCAGACCAGCCCCAGACCAGCCCCAGACCAGCCCCAGACCAGCCCCAGACCAGCCCCAGACCAGCCCGAGACCAGCCCCAGACCAGCCCCAGACCAGCCCCAGACCAGCCCCAGACCAGCCCCAGACCAGGCUUCUCUCUCCUUUUCUAGUCUCUUUCUCUGACCGGACUCUACAGACCGGACUCUACAGACCGGACUCUACAGACCGGACUCUACAGACCCCACUCUACAGACCGGACUCUACAGACCGGACUCUACAGACCGGACUCUACAGACCGGACUCUACAGACCGGACUCUACAGACCGGACUCUACAGACCGGACUCUACAGACCGGACUCUACAGACCGGACUCUACAGACCGGACUCUACAGACCGGACUCUACAGACCGGACUCUACAGACCGGACUCUACAGACCGGACUCUACAGACCGGACUCUACAGACCCCACUCUACAGACCGGACUCUACAGACCGGACUCUACAGACCGGACUCUACAGACCGGACUCUACAGACCGGACUCUACAGACCGGACUCUACAGACCGGACUCUACAGACCAGACUCUACAGACCGGACUCUACAGACCCCACUCUACAGACCGGACUCUACAGACCGGACUCUACAGACCGGACUCUACAGACCCCACUCUACAGACCGGACUCUACAGACCGGACUCUACAGACCCCACUCUACAGACCGGACUCUACAGACCGGACUCUACAGACCGGACUCUACAGACCCCACUCUACAGACCGGACUCUACAGACCGGACUCUACAGACCGGACUCUACAGACCGGACUCUACAGACCGGACUCUACAGACCGGACUCUACAGACCAGACUCUACAGACCGGACUCUACAGACCAGACUCUACAGACCGGACUCUACAGACCGGACUCUACAGACCCCACUCUACAGACCCCACUCUACAGACCAGACUCUACAGACCGGACUCUACAGACCGGACUCUACAGACCGGACUCUACAGACCGGACUCUACAGACCAGACUCUACAGACCGGACUCUACAGACCGGACUCUACAGACCGGACUCUACAGACCCCACUCUACAGACCAGACUCUACAGACCCCACUCUACAGACCGGACUCUACAGACCGGACUCUACAGACCGGACUCUACAGACCCCACUCUACAGACCGGACUCUACAGACCAGACUCUACAGACCGGACUCUACAGACCGGACUCUACAGACCGGACUCUACAGACCCCACUCUACAGACCAGACUCUACAGACCCCACUCUACAGACCGGACUCUACAGACCGGACUCUACAGACCGGACUCUACAGACCGGACUCUACAGACCGGACUCUACAGACCGGACUCUACAGACCCCACUCUACAGACCGGACUCUACAGACCGGACUCUACAGACCGGACUCUACAGACCGGACUCUACAGACCGGACUCUACAGACCGGACUCUACAGACCCCACUCUACAGACCAGACUCUACAGACCCCACUCUACAGACCGGACUCUACAGACCGGACUCUACAGACCGGACUCUACAGACCGGACUCUACAGACCGGACUCUACAGACCAGACUCUACAGACCCCACUCUACAGACCCCACUCUACAGACCGGACUCUACAGACCGGACUCUACAGACCAGACUCUACAGACCCCACUCUACAGACCAGACUCUACAGACCCCACUCUACAGACCGGACUCUACAGACCGGACUCUACAGACCGGACUCUACAGACCCCACUCUACAGACCGGACUCUACAGACCGGACUCUACAGACCGGACUCUACAGACCGGACUCUACAGACCAGACUCUACAGACCCCACUCUACAGACCCCACUCUACAGACCGGACUCUACAGACCCCACUCUACAGACCAGACUCUACAGACCCCACUCUACAGACCGGACUCUACAGACCGGACUCUACAGACCAGACUCUACAGACCGGACUCUACAGACCAGACUCUACAGACCCCACUCUACAGACCGGACUCUACAGACCGGACUCUACAGACCGGACUCUACAGACCGGACUCUACAGACCGGACUCUACAGACCGGACUCUACAGACCGGACUCUACAGACCGGACUCUACAGACCGGACUCUACAGACUACAGCCGACUCUACAGACCCACUCUACAGACCGGACUCUACAGACCGGACUCUACAGACCGGACUCUACAGACCGGACUCUACAGACCGGACUCUACAGACCCCACUCUACAGACCGGACUCUACAGACCGGACUCUACAGACCGGACUCUACAGACCGGACUCUACAGACCGGACUCUACAGACCGGACUCUACAGACCCCACUCUACAGACCAGACUCUACAGACCCCACUCUACAGACCGGACUCUACAGACCGGACUCUACAGACCGGACUCUACAGACCAGACUCUACAGACCCCACUCUACAGACCGGACUCUACAGACCGGACUCUACAGACCGGACUCUACAGACCGGACUCUACAGACCAGACUCUACAGACCCCACUCUACAGACCCCACUCUACAGACCGGACUCUACAGACCCCACUCUACAGACCAGACUCUACAGACCCCACUCUACAGACCGGACUCUACAGACCGGACUCUACAGACCGGACUCUACAGACCCCACUCUACAGACCGGACUCUACAGACCGGACUCUACAGACCGGACUCUACAGACCCCACUCUACAGACCGGACUCUACAGACCGGACUCUACAGACCGGACUCUACAGACCAGACUCUACAGACCCCACUCUACAGACCGGACUCUACAGACCGGACUCUACAGACCGGACUCUGCAGAUCCCACUCUACAGACCCCACUCUACAGACCCCACUCUACAGACCGGACUCUACAGACCCCACUCUACAGACCGGACUCUACAGACCCCACUCUACAGACCGGACUCUACAGACCCCACUCUACAGACCCCACUCUACAGACCCCACUCUACAGACCGGACUCUACAGACCGGACUCUACAGACCGGACUCUACAGACCGGACUCUGCAGAUCCCACUCUACAGACCCCACUCUACAGACCGGACUCUACAGACCCCACUUUACAGACCGGACUCUACAGACCGGACUCUACAGACCGGACUCUACAGACCGGACUCUACAGACCGGACUCUACAGACCGGACUCUACAGACCCCACUCUACAGACCGGACUCUACAGACCCCACUCUACAGACCGGACUCUACAGACCGGACUCUACAGACCGGACUCUACAGACCGGACUCUGCAGAUCCCACUCUACAGACCGGACUCUACAGACCGGACUCUACAGACCGGACUCUGCAGAUCCCACUCUACAGACCCCACUUUACAGACCGGACUCUACAGACCGGACUUUACAGACCAGACUCUACAGACCCCACUUUACAGACCAGACUCUACAGACCGGACUCAUCCGUGCGCGUCUCAAACUGCUGA
Knipowitschia caucasica is the source of this 3945-nucleotide messenger RNA. The record is from the annotation of a GenBank genome assembly. NCBI's taxonomy places the organism in Eukaryota, Metazoa, Chordata, Actinopteri, Gobiiformes, Gobiidae.